This is a messenger RNA of Strongylus vulgaris, 376 nucleotides long. The record is from the annotation of a GenBank genome assembly. Lineage: Eukaryota; Metazoa; Nematoda; Chromadorea; Rhabditida; Strongylidae.
UUUAGAAAUUGCUUCAUCUCGCAUAUAUCCUCUAUUUGUCUAGGUCUCCCUACAGCCAAUAGUCUUUCCUCAUGCCAUCAAUGGGACGAAGAAGUCACGCUUGAUUCAAGUUGAUAUACUAGAUGCAGGUAUAACAGGAGAGUUGCUCUCUAUUCAUCGUGAAAAUCAGGAGAAGAUGUGGACCACAGGUGCUGCGAAUCCCAUGGGCAUCAUUGGGUCAUUAUCCUUUCUCACAAGAAUUGCAUCAACAUCUACGCUACGAAUGCUAGACAAUAAGGUGCUACUGAAACAGUUGAAGUCAGAGCAAUUCGACUUGGGCAUAACAGAGUUAUUCGACUUUGCUGGAUUAGGUAAUAUUCCCCUAAUCGAAAUAUGA